GGAGGGCUCCUGGCGAUGCAGAGACUCAGGGCCUGCAGGGUCCGGCCCUCGUUCCCACGUGCACAGAGGGACGGUCACAGAGUCUCCCACAGAGAAACCAAGCUCUUAACCGGCCGCAGUGUGGGAGGCAGAUGUCCGGAAAGACGGGCCGGAGCGGGCUGGGGCCCUGCUGCGUGUUCUGAAGACGCGAUUCUAGGUGUUGAGUGCAGCGACGGCAGAAGAGUUCGCGUUUGCGUCCGCACCGAUGAGCCAAUAAUUCGUGUCCAGUCCCCAGACGGGGUGAAGCGGAUCACAGCCACCAAGAGAGAAACAGCGGCAGCAUUUUUGAAAAAGGUCGCAAAGGAGUUUGGUUUCCAAAAUAAUGGCUUCUCAGUUUACAUCAAUAGAAACAAGACUGGAGAGAUCACAGCGUCGUCGACCAAAUCCCUCAGUCUGCUCAAAAUCCAGCACGGAGAUCUGCUGUUCCUGUUCCCCUCCGGCCUCGCUGGGCCCUCCUCGGAGAUGGAGACAUCGGCCCCGCUGGGGCUGAAGGCCUGUGGUGCUCCCAGCGUGGUGGAGGACGAGAUCGACCAGUACCUCAGCAAGCAGGACGGGAAGAUUUACAGAAGCCGCGACCCGCAGCUGUGCCGACACGGCCCCCUGGGGAAAUGCGUGCACUGUGUUCCGCUAGAGCCGUUUGACGAGGACUACCUGAACCAUCUCGAACCUCCUGUGAAGCACAUGUCCUUCCACGCCUACAUCCGCAAGCUGACCGGGGGGGCCGACAAGGGGAAGUUUGUCGCCCUGGAGAACAUCAGUUGCAAGAUUAAAUCAGGGUGCGAGGGUCACCUUCCGUGGCCUAACGGCAUCUGCACCAAGUGCCAGCCGAGUGCCAUCACACUCAACAGACAGAAAUACAGACACGUGGACAAUAUCAUGUUUGAGAACCACACGGUUGCCGAUCGCUUCCUUGACUUCUGGAGGAAGACCGGGAACCAGCAUUUCGGGUAUCUGUACGGACGGUAUACCGAGCACAAAGACAUUCCUCUCGGCAUCAGGGCCGAAGUAGCCGCCAUUUACGAGCCUCCGCAGAUUGGCACACAGAACAGCCUGGAGCUUCUGGAAGACCCGAAAGCCGAGGUGGUGGAUGAAAUUGCUGCCAAGCUUGGCCUGAGGAAGGUUGGCUGGAUAUUUACAGACCUCGUCUCAGAAGACACCCGGAAGGGCACCGUCAGAUACAGCCGCAAUAAGGACACCUAUUUCCUGAGUUCGGAAGAAUGUAUCACUGCAGGAGACUUCCAGAAUAAGCACCCUAACAUAUGUCGACUCUCUCCAGACGGACAUUUCGGCUCCAAGUUCGUCACUGCGGUGGCUACAGGUGGUCCCGACAACCAGGUGCACUUCGAGGGGUACCAGGUGUCCAAUCAGUGCAUGGCGCUGGUCCGCGACGAGUGCCUGCUGCCCUGCAAGGACGCCCCCGAGCUCGGCUACGCCAAGGAGUCCAGCAGCGAGCAGUACGUGCCCGACGUGUUCUAUAAGGACAUAGACAAGUUCGGCAAUGAGAUCACCCAGCUGGCCCGGCCCCUGCCCGUGGAGUAUCUGAUCAUAGACAUCACAACAACCUUCCCCAAGGACCCAGUUCAUACUUUCUCCAUUUCACAAAGUCCGUUUCCUAUUGAAAACCGGGACGUCCUGGGUGAGACACAGGACUUCCACAGUUUGGCCACCUAUCUGUCCCAGAAUACCUCAUCCGUGUUCCUGGACACCAUCUCGGAUUUCCACCUCCUGCUGUUUCUGGUCACCAAUGAGGUCAUGCCCCUGCAGGACAGCAUCAGCUUGCUGCUGGAGGCCGUGAGGACUGGGAACGAGGAGCUUGCCCAGACGUGGAAGAAGUCUGAGCAGUGGGCCACCAUCGAGCAGCUGUGCAGCACCGUUGGAGUGCAGCUUCCGGGCCUCCAGGAGUACGGAGCUGUCGGGGGCUCCACGCACACCGCCACGGCGGCCGUGUGGGCAUGUCAGCACUGCACCUUCAUGAACCAGCCGGGCACCGGCCACUGCGAGAUGUGUAGCCUCCCGAGGACCUAGGGGCCCGCCCAGCCCUCCCUGAAGCUGGGGUCAUUGUCACCACGGCCCCAUGCUGGGCAGCCCUGGAGGGCGGGGCAGGGUGGCUGCCCUCGGGUCACUGGCCCACAAAGCUUCUCAGCACCAGGCUGACCUGGAGGGAGAGCCAGGCUGGUGCUCUGCGGGCGCACAUCAGCCUCCUAAUGGGGCGGCAUACGGUCCCCCCGCACGCCUGGGGCCAGCCUCCGAGGUGCUGGAAGGACCUGGGCACCCCGGAGCCAUCUCCCGGGGUGGGGGGCAGAGAGGGCUGACUGCCGCCAUCCGCUUUCUCUUCCCUUUCUCUUGGUUCUUGUUCUUCCCCUUCCCGUGGUUGUGGGUGGGAGCAUCGGCGUACCCUGUUGCUCUGGGCAGACCCUGCCUGUGAGGGCCGCCUUUUCCCCUGCCAGUGGCCAUCAUCUGGCGGAAUCACAGUGGGCCCAGGGUUGCUGGCCUCCCUUCUGCUUGACCUGCAGGUUAAUUUGCUGCCCGCCCUCCUCCUUGCUCUCACCCGACAUCUAGGUGGGAUUUUUCAAGUCUGCGUUGGUUGUAAUAACAGUUAUCAGUAACUUCUGCC
Neogale vison (American mink) is the source of this 2653-nucleotide messenger RNA. It is a transcript of the gene NPLOC4, whose product is annotated as NPL4 homolog, ubiquitin recognition factor. The coding region runs from base 16 to 2064 and encodes 682 amino acids. Lineage: Eukaryota; Metazoa; Chordata; Mammalia; Carnivora; Mustelidae. Gene Ontology annotation, cellular component: nucleus. The transcript is spliced from 17 exons. Gene Ontology annotation, molecular function: ubiquitin protein ligase binding; ubiquitin binding. Gene Ontology annotation, biological process: ubiquitin-dependent protein catabolic process. The record is from RefSeq and is a predicted model, not a curated record.